UCUCCUAUUUAAAGGGGGAAAAAAACCAUAUUAUGGGUUCUUUCUCUUUGAAAGCGGCGGCGCAUGUGGUGUUUGUGGUUGUUCUGGGAAUUGUUCUUCCGCUGCAAACGGCGGAGGGCUUCACCGGCGGCAAGGAGCAGAGGGAAUUUGACUACUUUGUAUUGGCUCUACAAUGGCCAGCAGCUUUAUGCAGAAACAUUACCGUAUGUUGCCCCACCAACGCUUGCUGCCGCGGAGCAGACUCUCCCACUGAAUUUACAAUCCAUGGGCUGUGGCCUCAGUACGAAGGGAAAGGAUGGCCUUCAUGUUGUACUAAUGAAACCUUUAACGAAAAUGAGAUUAGUUCAUUGUUUGAGGAUCUUGACAAAUAUUGGCCAAGCUAUAGGUGUGGUCUUGUUGGCAGUUGUGAUAGCAGAAAAGGAUCAUUUUGGGCUCACCAGUAUGAGAAGCAUGGAACCUGUGGAACUCCUGUAAUCUUACAAGAAUAUGAUUACUUCUUGACAACUCUCACCCUUUUCUUCAAGUAUAAUGUCACUAAAGCUCUGGAGAAUGCUGAAAUUAUAGCUUCGGAUAUCAAAAAGUAUCCUAUUCAAGAUGUGGUUAAUGCAGUUCACUUAGCUUUCAAAGCAAAUCCAAAGCUUGCAUGUGCUAAAAGGGGGAUUAUUAAGGAAAUUUAUCUAUGCUUUGAUAAACAAUUCAAGCUACGUGAUUGUGAUGCUACAAAAUCAUGUCCGAAAGCUGUUAAGCUCCCUGAAUUCCAUGACCCACAGGCUUUCAAUCUCUGGCGCAUUACGACCCAGAGAUUGAAAGAACGUUCCGACAAAGACUGAGAGAUAGCCGCCAAUAACAACAACUAGAGAAGGAUAACAUGGCAGAACAACCUGGAAAUGGAGCACCAAAUGAAAACAAUGUCAUGGUGAAUCCCAUCCUAUUGGCGAACGAUCACAAUAGGCCCAUUGGGGACUAUGUGUCGCCCAACCUCUACGAUUUCUCCCCAAGAAUCAUGAGGCCCACUCUUGAUGGAUCGAGAUUCGAAAUGAAACCGGUGAUGCUGCAGAUGAUCGAGACUGUUGGACAGUUUGGAGGGAGGCAUGGCGAUGACCUGCACGCCCACCUUCGGAGCGUCAUAGAAAUCUGCAACACUUUUGUGUUCCCGAAUAUCUCCACCGAGGAAGUUCGACUAACAUUGUUUCCAUUUUCGUUGUGUGACCAGGCACGAAAAUGGGCAUACUCUCUCGAACCGAGAGAGAUUACCUCGUGGGAGCAAGUAGUAGAGAAGUUUAUGAAGAAAUAUUUUCCACCAAUGGAGAAUUCCAGAAGAAGGAAGUUAAUAAUCAAUUUUGAACAAGACAUGGAUGAAUCGCUCAACGAUGCUUGGGCAAGGUUUAAGAGGUUGGUAAGAGACUACCCGCACAACGGAUUACCAAACUGCUUAUAGAUGGAGAUCUCUUAUCACAGAUUAUACCCUGCUUCACAGACCGCUACCAAUGUGGCAGCCGCUGGAGGUCUACUAGAUAAAACUUAUGAUGAGGCCAAGAACAUCCUUGAUCGCAUUUCUAAAAACCACGAGGACUGGAGAGAAAGCGAUCAAAGAUUGAUAAUAAAGGAUAGUGACACAAACAAUGGUGCUAUCACAUCCCUUCAGAGUCAGAUGACUGCGAUGAUGAACUUGAUAUAGGGAAUCGCAAUCAAUAGCCCAACAACGCAUAGUGGGCAAGUGAACGCAAUCAACCAGACGACCGCAAGGUGUGCUACUUGUGGUGAAGGACGUGCAAUGGAGGAAUGCCCGCAAACCCACAGUCAAUUUAUUUUGUGAAAAACAACCCAUUUUCCAACACUUACAACCUCGGGUGGAGAAACCACCCCAACUUUGCGUGGAAAAAGCAGCAGAAGAAUUUCCAAUCAGUGGCACAAAAAGAAGGGCCACCCGGAUUUUUUCCGUGAACCAACGGUCAGACGAGUAAUCAAGCCAGUAGUUCGCAGGUGCCACAAUCUUCCUCUUUGGAAAGUUUGUUGAAGCAAUAUAUUGAAAAGAACGAACCUGUGCUUCAAAACCAAGCGAUAUCCAUCCGCAACCUGGAAAUACAGAUAGGCCAGAUUGCAGGUGAACUCAAGAAUUGACCAUAAAGGGUCUUGCCAAGUUCAACGGAACUCCCAUGCAACCCAGGGGGUACGGGUAAAGAGCAAUGUCAAGUCGUGACGUUGCCGAGUUGAAAGACUGUGGCAAGGGAGAAGAAAGAGCCUAGCCGGACUGCUCCAUUUGCGCUGGAACCAGAGAUUGCGGUGACUCGAGAAGAAACAGAGGAAAAAGAAGCGAUGAAACCUGAGAUUGCAUCCACCUCGGAGCCAAAAGAACAAGGGACCGUAAGAAUUCAGUUGUCACCAUUCCCAGAGACUUAGAAAGAAGAAAAUUGACGAGGUACAGUAUCAACGCUUCAUGAAUAUGUUAAAAUAAUUGCAUAACAUUCCAUUCACUGAAGCAAUUGAAGAGAUGCCUGCAUAUGCGAAAUUUCUAAAUACGAAGUUUCUAAAGGAUAUGGUGACAAAGAAGAUAGGCACUGGUAAGUUUGCCAUGGUGGCUUUGACGUAAAGCUCAAAAUCUAUAAUCCCACUAAAAAUGCGCGACCCUGGGAGUUCCACUAUACCUUGCUCCAUUGGAAGAUUGUACAUCGGGAGAGCGCUAUGCGAUCUUUGAGCCAGCAUUAACCUGAUGCCUUUGUCAAUUUUCAAGCAGCUAAAUGUGGGGCAACUUGCGCCUAUGACAGUGACUCUCUAAUUAGCGGAUAGAUCUCUGGUGCAUCCAGAGGGGAAGGUGAAGGACAUAUUGGUUACAAUUGACAAAUUUAUAUUGCCAGCAGACUUCAUCAUUUUGGAUUAUGAAGCAGACAAAGAUAUGCCCAUCAUCCUGAGGCGACCAUUUUUAUCACGGUCGUGCCCAGAUUGAUGUGCACAAAGGAGAGAUCACCUUGAGCGUGAAUGGACAAAAGCUCAAGUUUGACAUUAUCCGUGCCAUGAAAUAUCCUGAUGAAGAAGACCUUAAUGAAUCUGACGAUGAACAGAGUUUGAAUGAAGAAGAGAAGCCUGAAGAUGAAAACGAAGAUGCAUCCGUUGUUGCAUGUAAUUGGAUCACGAAAAAAAAACAAACAAGGAAGAUGAAAUGAUAGCAACCCAAGAAGAUAAUCUGACAGUGAAUGAAGAAAGAAAAACAACGCAACUAUCCUUAAAACAACCACCAACAAUAGAGCUAAAGACUCUUCCUAACCACUUGAAGUAUGCGUUUCUGGGGCAAAACGAAAAGCUACCGGUAUUCAUUUCCUUUGCACUUAAUGAAAACCAAGAAAAUGGCUGCUGAGCAUUCUGAGAAAAUAUGUAAAAGCAAUUGACUGGACACUUACAGACAUUCGAGGAAUUAGCCCCGCAUACUGUAUGCAUAGAAUUCGUCUCGAAGAGAAUCACAAAAGAUCGAUCGAACAUUAGUACAGCCGUAAAGAAGGAGAUAAUCAAGUGGUUAGACGCGGGCAUCAUCUAUCCAAUAGCAGACAUCACGUAGGUCAGCCUAGUGUAGUGCGUACCGAAGAAAGAAGGGAUGACGGUAGUCCCUAACGUAAAUAACGAGUGAUACCGCAAAGAACCGUCACCAGAUGGCGGAUUUGCAUGGACUACCGCAAACUAAAUGCGGCAACAAAGAAGGAUCAUUUCCUGUUACCUUUUAUUGACCAAAUGCUGGAUCGUCUAGCUAGAAAUGACUUCUACUAGUUCUUGGAUGGGUAUGCCGGUUAUAACCAGAUCAUGAUCGCUCCUGAAGAUCAAGAAAAGACCACAUUCACCUGCCCGUAUGGAACAUUUUCUUUUCGUCGCAUGUCGUUCGGCCUCUGCAAUGCGUCGAGCACUUUCCAAAGGUGUAUGAUGGCCAUCUUUUCGGAAUAUCUCGAAGUCUCUGUGAAAUAUUCAUGGACGACUUCUCUGUAUAUGGCCACAUAUACAAAGUCUGUCUUGACAACUUGGAGAAGAUAUUGAAAAUAUGUGAGGAGACAAACCUCGUGCUUAAUUGGGAGAAAUUUCAUUUCAUGGUGAAGGAGGGCAUUGUGCUGGGGCACAAGGUCUCGAAGGACGGGUUGAAGGUGGACAAGGCAAAAAUUGAAGCGAUUAAAAAACUCCCACCUCCAACAAGUGUAAAACUGUCAGGAGCUUCUUGGGACAUGCUGGAUUUUACAGACGUUUUGUCAAGGACUUUUCAAAGAUAGCAUGACCGCUGAGUGCGUUGAUGGAGGCCGAUAGAAAAUUUGACUUUGAUGACAAUUGCCACAAUGCAUUCAUAAUUUUGAAGAAUGCAUUAACGACCACGCCCGUGUUGAUCGCACCAGAUUGGACACUUCCCUUUGAAUUAAUGUGCGACGCAAGCG
Benincasa hispida (wax gourd) is the source of this 4403-nucleotide messenger RNA. Lineage: Eukaryota; Viridiplantae; Streptophyta; Magnoliopsida; Cucurbitales; Cucurbitaceae. The record is from RefSeq and is a predicted model, not a curated record.